Onychostoma macrolepis is the source of this 2968-nucleotide messenger RNA. RefSeq names its product protein Z, vitamin K-dependent plasma glycoprotein a (gene proza). Gene Ontology annotation, cellular component: extracellular region. Gene Ontology annotation, biological process: blood coagulation; proteolysis. The record is from RefSeq and is a predicted model, not a curated record. The coding region runs from base 190 to 1467 and encodes 425 amino acids. The transcript is spliced from 10 exons. Gene Ontology annotation, molecular function: calcium ion binding; serine-type endopeptidase activity. Lineage: Eukaryota; Metazoa; Chordata; Actinopteri; Cypriniformes; Cyprinidae.
CGCAGUAUGGCUCAUGUUGGUUCAAAACAACAACAAUAGAUGCACUGAUGUCAGUCUGACAGACUAUUUCACCUCAGUAGAUGUGACAGCAGAUUAUCAGCAGGUCGAUAUCAGACAUUAUCGUUUCCUCAGUGAAGAGCUCAGAUCUGCGCCAGAAGCUAUAAGCGGGCGGAGGCGUCGACCGUUAUCAUGGCUUUCCUCCGAAGAUUGUUUUCUCUCGCAGUUUUGUUUGGCUUUGUGACCGCUGGACUGCACAAAAGAACAGCUCCUGUGUUCCUGGAAAAGUGGGAUGCACUUAGUUUAAUUUCCCGUCAGAAGAGAAGCAACGCGGGUGAUGAAGAGACUAAACUCCCUGCCAACCUCGAGAGGGAGUGUAUAGAGGAAGUUUGUGAUUACGAAGAAGCAAGAGAAGUCUUCCAGGAUAAUUAUCGCACAGAUAUCUUCUGGUCUGUCUACGUUGAUGGUGACCAGUGUGCUCCGCAGCCAUGCAAAAAUGGAGCCAUGUGUUCAGAUAGUGUGGGGGGCUUUGACUGCAUUUGUAAAUCAGGCUUUUCAGGAGUCGACUGUGAGACAGAUCAAACGGUAUGUGUAAUCGAUAAGAGCAAAGGGUGCAGUCAGUUUUGUAAGCCGGGCUAUCAGUCGUACGAAUGCUCGUGUGCGUACGGCUGGAAACUGCAGCAGAGAGAAAAGUGCGUGCCGGCUGUGACAUUUCCAUGUGGAAAACUGGCAAGUUUGAGUCAGUGGAACAGACGUCAGUCAACUAACAUACAGUCAGACUAUCAAGGACUCACCUGCGGCUCAGAAGAGUGUCCCUGGCAGGCGAUGCUGCAACGUGGAUUGGUUCGUUUCUGCAGUGGGGUGAUCUUCAAAGAGAACAUGGUUCUCACCACAGCCCAGUGCGUUAGGAAGUACGACAACUUUCAGAUGGCGGUGGGUAAAAGGGUGACCUCAUUUGAAGCAGGAGAGCAGACGCUUCAGGUAAAGCAGGUGCACAUCCACCCUCUCUAUACUGAGGGCAAACCUGACAACGACAUAGCUGUAGUAGAGCUGAAGCAGAAGAUCGUCUUCAAGAAGAGCGUGCUUCCAGCCUGUCUGCCCGACAGAGACUUUGCUGACAGUGUGCUCAUGGCGGGCGACUACAUGGGUGUCGUCACCGGCUGGAAGGAAGUUUCAGGUGCAACGGAUAUUGAAGGAAACCUCAUGUUAAACCACCUGUCCUAUGACAAACUGCUGGGUUGCUCGCAGCGCCACUCUGGUCAGGUCACCAACAAAAUGGCAUGUACUAUGCCUCGAGCUAACGCAGACUGCAUCUUGGGACAAGGCAGCCCUGUGCUCACGCUGUACAGAGAGGUGUUCUUCCUCACCGGCAUUGUCAGCCAGCCUCAAGGAACCGACUGCAAGAACGGUUAUGUCUUACAGAAAGUGUCCCGCUUCCUGCCAUGGUUAAACACAUUCAUGCGCCCAUAAUGAAAGAGAAAAGAAAGAAUGUACAGUACAUUUCUACCUUGUCUUUGUUUUAGUUGGCAUUGCCUUUGUUCCCACUUAUACACAACAAAUUAUAAAUGUAAGAAAAAGUAAGUCGGGGGUUUUUCAGAAAACAAGGUUAACUUGCAUGUACCCUGAACUCUCGGGUGAUAAACCCAAACCUUGCUUACUCAGGGUGUGUCUGUUAAUACGGCUUUAUAAUUUAGCUUGGACGUUAUGAGUCCUGCAGCAAAUAAAGACAUCCUUUUAAUUGCAGAGCUGUCAACAUGUGGUUUUAAGAUUUGUGAGGUCAAAUAAAAUGAGCAUUGGAGUUUGUUAUAAUAAUGCUUUUUAAUGUUAUGCAUAAUCUGUGUUGUCACGGCCACUGAAGCCUCAUGAAAACUAUCCCUGAGACAUAUCCUGUUCCAGAGCCAGAUAUUAUGACUACUUUCAUACCCUGAAAGUUGCAUCAGUUUUUGCAACCGAAAGCUGAGUUUUUCUGGAAAACCCCCUCAGAAGUGAUCAGAUUUGUGCUGUAGGUCCUGAACUUUUCCUGUGGUAGAUUUGCAGAGGCAGAGAACGUUUUCACACUCUGAUUACAAACUCAUUUUGUUUUCUUUGAAAUAGCAUGCACUGAUUAAUCUUUCAGAGUAACACAAUGAAUGUGUAAUAAAGGGGUCUUGAUACAUUUUUUUUUUUUUUUAAUUAUUUAAGUUCCUGACGUACAUUGUUAGUCAGGGUUUUUUUUUUUUUGGUUGUUGUACCAAAUCACUCCUAAAUUAGAAUUAUAUGACAAUUGUAUUACUAAUUGACCAUGAGUUGUGCAGAUGGCAUAUAUAAAAAAACUAAAACCAAUUAGAGCUAGCUUUCUAUAGACAUUUUAAGCUUGACUUUGGAAAUUAUUGCACCAACAAAAACUGGACAUUUGCUUGGCUAUGUUUGCAACUACCAUUCAAAACUAUGAAAACAAGUGAUGCUGAGUAACCUUGACUAUGCAUUUUAUCAUAUAUAUAUAUAUAAUGGUGUGAUUAUUGGACAAGUGUCUCCUGGCCAUCAAUAAAAAAUAGUAUUAAAAACGAUAGAAACUGAAGUCUGUCUGAAGAUGCUGAUACUUCACACACAAACUCAAUGACACCCUCAAGCUUCCAUGCUGGCAAGUAACAGUGGUAUGAGUGGGAUAAUGCCUUCCUUACACGUCAACAUGAAUCACUCGGUUUAGGACACACAAGUGUAUUGUCAUCAUACCUCAAACUCCAGUAUUUGAUGACAUUUCAGGGUGUUCUGAAUCAGUGUAUUUUGUCAAGUGAAGUGAAAUUCAACAGAUAUUCUUUGCUCAGUGAAUCCACCUUAUCUUUAAAGUAAAAUUGAGCACCCCCAUUUUUAACUUCAUUGUGGCGAGCUUCCGGUAUCAGCCUCUUUCCAUUUUUUUAGCUGCUUGAUGUUGCAAAUUUAUAUGUAGUGUCAUAUUAUUUUAUUGUAAUAAACACACUAGUUUGAUCACAAA